CGCGCCAAGCCCAGGAGGAGGAUUCUUUGAGUAAAGGAGGAAAGGGCCUCAUUGCUUCUCACUUCUACCAGUCUUGUUUGUAUUUCCUUCUUCAGAACGACUCAGUUCAGGGGACCCUCAUAAGGUGACUUAACGAACGCUGACUUUUCUGGUGGACACUUGCCCUCUAGUGCGUGUCGACCCCAGGCACUGGAUACGUGUGGGAAUUCAGAGUUAAUGCUUUGUAACAAAGUGGUCUCUUUAAAAGCCAGACUUGUUACCUGGCUCGAGUUACUCUCCCUUCCAAAUCCAGCCCGAGACGUCCCCAACGCUGGUGUCUGUGACUCCGUCCCAGCGUGGGACAGGCUGCCGUGCACUCCCUCGCCCAGCACCCGAGGAGACUGCGAGCGGCUGGGAUGCUGCUACGACGCUGAGGAGGAAAAUCCCUGUUACUACGGAAACACAGUGACCUCACGCUGUACCCAGGACAGCCACUUCUCCAUCGCCGUGUCUCGGAACGUGACCUCACCCCCGCUGCUCUUGAAUUCUGUGCACUUGGCCUUCACGAAUGACAGCGAGUGUGAACCCGUGAUGGUGACGCACACCUUUGUCCUGUUCCAGUUCCCCGUCACUGCCUGUGGCACCACCAAGCAAGUUACCAGAAACCAUGCGGUGUAUGAGAACGAGCUGGUGGCCGCCAGGGAUGUGCAAACUUGGAGCCAGGGUUCUAUCACCCGAGACAGUGUCUUCAGGCUCCGCGUCGGCUGCAGCUACUCCGUGAGCAGCAGCGCUUUCCCGGCGAGCAUCCAGGUCCUCCCCCUCCCGCCCCCGCUGCCCGAGGCCCAUCCCGGACCCCUCACUAUGGAACUUCGGAUCGCCAAAGACUCGCACUACGGCUCCUACUACGCAGCCGGUGACUACCCGGUGGUGAAGCUGCUCCGGGACCCCAUACACGUGGAGGUCUCGCUCCGCGGCAGGGCGGACCCCUCCCUCGGGCUGCGCCUGCAGCAUUGCUGGGCCACCCCCGGCGCGAGCCCCCUGCUCCAGCCCCAGUGGCCCCUGCUGGUGAAGGGAUGCCCCUACACGGGAGACAACUACCGGACCAGACUGGUCCCCGUGCGGGAGGCCCCGGGCCUGCCGUUCCCCUCCCACCACCAGCGUUUCAGCAUCUCCACCUUCAGUUUUGUGGACUCGGCGUCGAAGCAGGCGCUCAAGGGACCGGUGUACCUGCACUGCAGGGCCUCCGUCUGCCAGCCCACUGGGGCGGCAUCCUGCCGGGUAACCUGUCCCGCUGCCAGGCGUGAGUACCCAGGCCGUCUACACUGGAGGACAGGGAGAAGGCGCUCGGAGGGCCCCCUUCAGAACAGCACGGCCCGCGUUUCCAGCGAGGGCCCCAUGAUCCUGCUCCAGGCUACUCGGGACCCUGCAGAGGAGCUCAGGAAAUACUCAAGGUCUCCGGUGGACGCCCGCGCGCUGUGGGUGGCCGGCCUCUCUGGAACCGUGAUCGUCGGAGCCGCCUUAGGGGCCUUGUCCGCGUCCUGCUUGGCCAUCAGGAAGCGGAGAUGAGUUACGGACCACGCGUGUCAAUAAAACCCGUUUGCACUAACAGCCUGUGCCCGCUUCUCAUUUGAAAGGUAAAGAGCAAUUUCUUGAGCUCAUCUGUCGGCGUCUCCUUUUUCCAGCCUGGAAGUCAUUUUCUUUUUUAUCUGAGAAUAAAAAAAGAUACCCUAUUUUCUCCAGCCCUUCCAUCUUAAUAGAAAAACAUUUCAGUAGAAUUUCCUAGUCGGUGAAUUAACAACUUCAAGCAGAAUCGACAAGAACUAAAGGCCUCAGACUUAGCAGAGACCCCGGCGCGCUCCUGAGGGGCAGCGAGCAAAGCUCUCCCCCCAGAGGAACCGCCCGGGCAGAGUUCGCCUGCAGCUCCUCACGCGUCCUCCCGACGCCGGUCCUCGGGCUCCGGUGGGCGGCAGGGCCGAAGGAGGCUGAGGAAGCAGACUGCCGGCCCCGCCCGGGGCUUCUGAUGCGGUAGCUCUGGGCUGAGGCUCGGGGGCUUGGUUUCUCAGCAUUUCUCGGGUGCUCCUGAUCUUUCUAUUCCAAGCAUCACACUUCAGAAACUAAUGUCCGGAACAAAGCCAAAAAGAGGUAUCUGAUCGUGGAUGACCAGCUGGAAAUGGUGUGAUCAGAAGAGGUGCUGUUUCGAGCCAGAACCAAAGAGUCACUUCCUAGUUGAGUAGCUCUUAAGACUAGCAGAGAAAUGGGACGUAGGAGUGGGGUGACGUCCCAAGCUGAACAUUCCAGGCAAAGGACUCUAUAACUCAGUCCUGGCGGUGCUCCGGGGACGGGUGGCCUCCUCUCUUCCCAGGGAGGGGAGUGGGCCGGGGGCUGGAGGAGGCUGGAAACGGCACCUUGACGUCGGCCGCACGUGUGGAAACGCUUUACGGGGUCUUCAUGUUUGAUGAAGUAACCACCCCUCACAUCAGGAGGUGACAUUAGACUAUUUCAGCCUCCAGCAGGGAAGUUACUCACGGGGCCUGGGCACAGGAGGGACAGGAAACCACAAGCUGCGCCCGAGAUCAGUGGCCAUUCAGGAGGAAUCCUACUGUUUUUAGUAGAAGCCAGCCCCUGCCACCUCCACCUCCACCUAGAAUGUUCAGACCAGGGUCUGGUGUGACUGUCGGCCCAACAUCUAACCUCUGCAGACCCAACCUUCUCCCUCCUGAGAAAAGGACUAAAUUGUCUCUACCUUUCUGUCUCUGCACUUUUGGCUCUUAGAACAUUCUUAAUCCCAUCUCCCGUUGGUCCUGCUUCCUGGCUCUCCCUGGGAAAGGCAACUUCCCUGAUUCCUUGCUCAGAACCUCCAUGCCGGGAGCUGCGGAUGUGCUCUUGUGUCUCCACGACAGCACACUUCUGCCU
Vicugna pacos (alpaca) is the source of this 2892-nucleotide messenger RNA. The record is from RefSeq and is a predicted model, not a curated record. NCBI's taxonomy places the organism in Eukaryota, Metazoa, Chordata, Mammalia, Artiodactyla, Camelidae.